UUGGGAGAAAACACGUCGUGGCGCCGACUGGAGGUGCCCCACCAAACACACCGUUAGGGGCUCACCUCAAACCAGGGGUAACAGAACCUCACACCUCCAUCGUUUUAAUCGGUGGUAAUACAUAAUCAAGAUAUUUUCUUCUGUCUGCGGUUCCAUUCAACUCACACUUCUUGCGAUUAUAGAGGCCGCGCAUCAUGGCCCGACGACAGAGGGGAGAUGACGCCUGGCUUGCGCCAAUUUCGAUUGACAUGCUUGUUCGCGUGGCAGUGACAACAGUCUUUCACCCUUUUGUCACAGCUCUCGUACCGCUCUGUCUCCGCGCCAGGACGUACCCGUGGUCCUCGACAUCCAUGAUCGUUUCCAUCGUGUGGGCGGCGUUCAUCUCAUUACUUUGGACCUUGUCCCUCAUCAAUCGGCGCAUCGCGUACGGUACCAAGCGCGAGGUUGACCUGAGCGAGGAGAUUGUAGUCAUCACAGGCGGAGCAGGUGGUCUGGGCGGUCUUCUGGCUGAGGUGUAUGGGAUGCGAGGGGCGAGCGUGGCUGUGUUGGAUGUGGCCGAUGCCAGCGACGGUGAAGCUCGUGGGAUAUCGUACUACAAGUGCGACGUGGGCGAUCAGGACGAACUGAGCAAAGUGGCGGCUCAAAUUGAGAAGGAUCUUGGCACACCUACCAUCCUGAUCAACAACGCAGCCGUCGUGCGCGGCAAGUCACUGCUGUCUAUGCAGCCCGCGGAAAUUGAGUCCUCGCUCAAGACUAAUCUACUAGCUCCGUUCCUCACGAUCCGUACCUUCUUGCCCGGCAUCAUCAGAAGCGCAACGGGGGGCACGAUUGUCAACAUCAGCUCCGUCAUUGGCACCCUAGGCGCAGCCCAGUUGACGGACUACGCGGCCGCCAAGGCUGGCAUCACGGCCUUGCACAAGUCACUGACAGCAGAGCUGAGAAACUCGCACCCGGAUGUCAAGUUAAUGCUGGUCACGCCAGGGCAGCUCACGACGCCCCUGUUCUAUGGCGUGGAGACGCCCAGCUCAUUCUUUGCGCCCGUGGUGGAGCCUGUCGACGUGGUCAAGGAGAUUGUGGCAGCGGUGGAAAGUGGGAAAGGGGGCAUGAUCGGAACACCGCUGUACGCGAGGUGGGUGGACUGGUACAAUGUCCUCCCAGUAGGCAUACAGGUGCUGGCGAGGUGGAUAGCUGGUGUCGACCGCGGAAUGCAGAAGUUCAAGGGUCGAGAGGGUAUGAAGAGCGACAAGGAGUUGUAGGCGCAGGCGCCUCACACUGCUUGGUAGCUUCCUGCUGACUGAAUACAGCGGUCCUCUUCUAGGUAACGAAAUAAUACAACUUAAAUCAAAUAAGUACAGUUUGGUUCCGACAUCUGUACUAUUAGCGGCCCGAGGCGUGUAUCCGCAUUCCCAGCCCAGGAGUUACUGUGCACACGAUAGACGUAACGCCACUUACAAUUAUUUACCAAGGUAGUAUGUAUAAGUCAG
Emericellopsis atlantica is the source of this 1484-nucleotide messenger RNA. RefSeq lists its product as uncharacterized. NCBI's taxonomy places the organism in Eukaryota, Fungi, Ascomycota, Sordariomycetes, Hypocreales, Bionectriaceae. The transcript has 2 exons. Gene Ontology annotation, molecular function: oxidoreductase activity, acting on the CH-OH group of donors, NAD or NADP as acceptor. The coding region runs from base 195 to 1256 and encodes 353 amino acids. The record is from RefSeq and is a predicted model, not a curated record.